Molecule: messenger RNA, 12265 nt
Organism: Phalacrocorax carbo (great cormorant)
Lineage: Eukaryota; Metazoa; Chordata; Aves; Suliformes; Phalacrocoracidae
Source: RefSeq, a predicted model, not a curated record
AACACCCGCUGCCGGCGGCGGGGGCCGAGUUCGCGGAGGAUCCGCCGCGCGCACCGAACCGCUCCCCGCCCCGGCCCCGCCGCCCCCGCCUCUCCCGCAGCCGGCGGCCGCCGCUGCCCCCGGGCGCGCCGCGGCUAUGGUGGCUCGGGCCCCGCCGCCCGCCGCCCCGCAGGUUGAUGAAAAGGGAGUGCUGUGACCCUGUGCCCGUGACUGUCAUUUCAGGGCCCCCGGGCGGGCUGUGAGCGCGGCCCCCGGUGCCGGCCGCCCCGCCGCGCCGCACGGAGCAUGCCUCUGAGCCCCGCCGGCAGCAAACAUGAGAGCCCGGAGUCGCCGCCGCCAGAGCCACCGCCGCCGGAGCGACAGCCCCGCGCCGCCGCCGCCGGGGAGCCAGGCGCCGGCCUGCGGGAGGAGACGCGGCUCGACCCGGCCCGGGGCCCCGGCGGGCCCCGCUCCCCCAAGCUGGCGUCCCCGGCGCGCAUGGAGGAGCCCGCGCCCGGCGCCAUCGUCGUCCGCAUCGGCAUCCCCGACCUCCAGCAGACGAAGUGUCUACGGUUGAAUCCAGAUGUUCCUGUGUGGGUUUCUAAGCAGCGCAUCCUCUGCACUUUGAACCACAGCUUGAAGGAUGUUCUGAACUAUGGGCUCUUCCAGCCAGCCUUCAACGGCAGGGCUGGGAAGUUUCUCGAUGAGGAGCGCCUGCUGAGGGAGUACCCCCUGAACCCAGACACUCCUGUCCCCUACUUGGAGUUCCGGUACAAAAGGCGUGUGUACACCCAGACGUUGCUGGAUGACAAGCAGUUUGCCAAGCUCCAUACAAAGGCAAAUCUGAAGAAGUUCAUGGAGUACGUGCAGAUGCUAAAUGCAGAGAAGGUCUGCAGGCUGCUGGAGAAGGGACUGGACCCCAACUUUCAUGAUCCGGAUACUGGAGAGUGUCCCCUGACGGCGGCCGCUCAGCUGGAGCUCAGCGCCGAGAUGAUCAAGGCACUGCGCAACGGGGGAGCACACCUGGAUUUCCGGACGCGUGAGGGAAUGACAGCUCUUCACAAGGCCGUCCGGUGCCGCAACCACACAGCGCUACUGACGCUGCUGGACCUGGGUGCCUCUCCAGACUACAAGGACAGCCGGGGGCUGACGCCCCUGUACCACAGUGCCAUGGUUGGGGGGGAUCCCUACUGCUGCGAGCUCCUGCUGCACGACUAUGCCCGGCUCGGCUGCGUGGAUGAGAACGGCUGGCAGGAGAUCCACCAGGCAUGUCGCUAUGGCCACGUUCAGCACCUGGAGCAUCUUCUCUUCUAUGGAGCUGAUAUGACUGCACAGAAUGCCUCAGGAAACACCGCUCUUCAUAUUUGUGCUCUCUAUAACCAGGAGAGCUGCGCUCGGGUUCUCCUCUUCCGCGGUGCAAGCAAAGAGAUUCGCAACUACAACAGCCAGACGGCGUUCCAGGUGGCCAUCAUUGCAGGAAAUUUUGAAUUGGCUGAAAUCAUCAAAACCCACAAAGAGUCCGAUGUUGUGCCUUUCAGAGAAACUCCCAGCUACACGAAGCGGAGACGGAUCCUCGGCGCCGGCGGCCUCUCCUCCCCGCGAAUGCUGCAGCGCUCGGCCAGCGACAACAACCUGAAGGCCGAGAGCCGGGCGUCCUACUCGCCGGUGCCCUCGCUCCGCAGCCUGCCCCCGCAGCUGCUGGCGCAGAUGCAGGAGGCAGCAGCGGGGGCCGGGGCGGGGGAUGGCAGCCUGGCAAGCUCUGGCAGCGCCCGCAGUGCCCACAGCCGCUCCCCAUCCCUGCAGCGGGUUCAGGAGGAGAAGGAGGCCGACCUGCCCACGCUCCGGAGGAGCAGCCGCGGCAAGGCCAGCCCCGGCGGCCCGGCGGGGCCCCCCGGGCCCGGCCCCGGCGCCGAGCCCGCGCCGCACGCCGCGCCCGCCCCGCUGCGCGGGCCCAAGCGGAAGCUGUACAGCGCCGUGCCCGGCCGCAAGUUCAUCGUGGUGAAGAGCUACGCGCCGCAGGGCGAGGGCGAGAUCCAGCUCAACCGGGGCGAAGCCGUCAAGGUGCUGAGUAUUGGCGAAGGUGGCUUUUGGGAAGGAACCGUGAAGGGAAGGACUGGCUGGUUCCCGGCAGAAUGUGUUGAGGAGGUGCAGAUGCGACAGUAUGAUUCACGGCAAGAAACCAGAGAAGACAGAACAAAGCGUCUCUUCCGACAUUAUACCGUGGGCUCUUACGACAAUUUCACCUCUCACAGUGACUACAUCAUUGAGGAGAAGACGGCCGUGCUGCAGAAGAGGGAGCAUGAGGGAUUCGGGUUUGUGUUGCGAGGGGCCAAAGCUGAAACCCCAAUUGAGGAGUUCACCCCAACCCCAGCCUUCCCAGCGCUCCAGUACCUGGAAUCAGUGGAUGUGGAAGGAGUCGCUUGGAGAGCAGGGCUUCGCACAGGAGACUUUCUGAUUGAGGUGAAUGGUGUCAACGUGGUGAAGGUGGGGCACAAGCAGGUGGUCUCCUUGAUCCGGCAAGGGGGGAACCACCUGGUGAUGAAGGUUGUUUCCGUCAGCCGCAAGCCAGAAUCAGAAGAAGUGGUUCGGAAGAAGGCUCCGCCGCCUCCCAAGAGAGCGCCCAGCACCACCCUGACGCUGCGUUCCAAGUCCAUGACGGCCGAGCUGGAAGAGCUGGAGAAACUGGAUGAGAUUUUGGCAGCAGCCGAGCCCGCGCUGAGAGCAGACAUUGUCGAAGCGGAUUCUAGGGCAGCCACUGUGAAGCAGCGACCAACAAGCCGGCGCAUCACGCCAGCAGAAAUCAGUUCACUCUUUGAACGCCAGGGUAUGGCAGCACACUCGGGGGUCCUUGCGGGAGCUGAGAAGCCCCAUGUUUCACUGCGCAAAGGAAUUCCACGGACAAAAUCUGUAGGUGAAGACGAGAAACUUGCUGCUUCUUUGCUAGAUGGAAAGUUUCCCCGGAGCACGUCGAUGCAAGACACUGUUAGGGAAGGACAUGGGAUUCCACCACCACCUCAAACAGCCCCACCCCCACCUCCUUCUCCAUAUUACUUUGACACAGGCCCCCCUCCAUCCUUCUCGCCACCUCCACCCCCAGGAAGAGCUUAUGAUACCAUAAGAUCAAGCUUUAAGCCAAGCCUGGAGGCUAAACUCCAUGGACUCCCGCAGGUCAUUAGCGCAGCUGAGAUGUAUGAUCAGGCAAGGACUUCCAUUCCUUACCCUGAAAGGCAGAAGAGGGCCCGAUCCAUGAUAAUCCUACAGGAUUCCUCCCAUCUUCCCGUGGAGCCAACAGAGAUCCCCCGGCCUGGCCCAUCUGCAACCCCUCCAGAGAAGCUGAAGAGGAAGGGGAGAGUGAUUGACAACCCUUACGCCAACAUGGGUCAGUUCAAUGUCAGCCUGUUUGCUCCCACCAAGCCACAGAGGAAGAAGAGUCCUCUCGUUAAGCAGUUACAAGUGGAGGAUGCACAGGAGAGAGCAGCACUGUCCAUCACCGGAGGCUUUACAAGGGAGCCCUCUCCCACCCGCAGGAGCCAUCGCCUGAGUGGAGUGGAAUAUCAGCACCACACCGGCAUUGCUCAGGUUGAAGCCACAAGCAUCCCCUUUGCCACUGCCAUCGCUGGAGUCAUGAAGGACAGAGACCGUCGUCUGGAUGAGAGGCGGAAAUCCACUGUCUUCCUCUCGGUUGGGGCCAUUGAAGGGAGCCCCCCCAGCAGCGACAUGCCAUCCUUGCAGCAGUCCAGGUCUAUCGAUGAGCGGCUGUUAGGAAGCCGAGAUGUACUACUGCCUUCCCCUGUCUCAGCUUUAAAGCCAUUAAUUAGCAGCUCAUCCUCAACGUUCAUCCACCCCCUAACAGGAAAGCCCUUGGAUCCGAACUCACCACUGGCGCUUGCGCUGGCCGCAAGGGAACGGGCCCUCUCAACUCAAGUCUCAUCCCGGUCGCCCACCCCGAUCCACAGCCCAGACUCAGAGAGAGCAGCACCCCUGUUUGUGGACAUCCAAACCAAAGAACCAGAGAGGGGGGAGUUGGAGAGCUUGGUGUCCCCUGUGUACUCACCUGGAGGCAAAGGGGCCGUCGGAACAGACUCUGGGACUUUGGCCCCUACUAAGAGCCAGUGGGGGACUCCGUCCACACUGCGAAAAGAAACUGAGGCAAGAGCAGAAACACCUGGGAAGGAGGAGAAGAAACAAGAAGACAAGAAGUCCAUGAUUAUUAGCAUAGUGGAUACAUCACAGCAGAAGACCGCUGGCCUCAUCAUGGUUCAUGCCACAAGUAAUGGCCAAGACGAGAUAGGACUUGAGAUAAAAGAGGAGAAACCAGCUGUCCCUGAAGCAUGCACAGAGCCAGCAGAGUCCCCCAAAGCAGAGACCCAGCCCAGUCCCGUGGGAAAGCCUCCCGUCAGUCCAGCCUCUGACAAGACGCUGGGACAAGGGAGUUCGGAGGAAGAAGUGGAGCCCUACACGGUUACCCUCCCACCAGCUCAGUUGUCUUCAAGUGACGAAGAGACCAGGGAGGAGCUGGCCAAGAUAGGGCUGGUGCCUCCACCAGACGAGUUUGCAAACGGGGUACUGGUCACCACCCCUGGCACACCAGUCAGCCACCUGGCUACGCCUAGCACGCCAUCCAUACCAGCGGCAGCAGUAGCACCUUCUACCACUGGCGGAACACCCUCAGGGAAGCCCUCUGACGCCCCCGUAGCCCCAGAGUCUGCUGCAGACUCGGGAGUGGAAGAGGUGGACACCAGAAGUUCAAGUGACCAUCACCUGGAGACCACAAGCACCAUCUCUACGGUCUCUAGCAUGUCUACGUUGUCCUCAGAAAGCGGGGAGCCUACUGACACAUACACUUCCUUUGCGGAUGGACAAACUUUUAUACUCGAGAAGCCACCAGUGCCUCCAAAGCCAAAACUCAAGUCCCAGCUCAGCAAGGGGCCAGUUACUUUCAGGGACCCACUUUUGAAGCAGUCUUCGGACAGCGAGCUCAUCUCCCAGCAACAUGCGGCCACUCUGGCAUCAGCCAGCAUUGGCCGGCCACGCUACCUCUUUCAGAGAAGGUCCAAGCUAUGGGGGGACCCCAUGGAGAGCAGGCCAAUCCAUGGGGCUGAUGAUGACAAGCCAACUGUGAUCAGUGAGCUAAGUUCCCGACUACAGCAACUGAAUAAGGAUACACGAUCACUGGGGGAGGAACCAGCCGGGUCCACGUUAGAUCCCGGGAAGAAGUCACCUGUGGUCGCGGCACGACUUUUCAGUAGUUUAGGAGAACUCAGCACCAUUUCCCAGCGGAGCUCCGGGACCACCUACACAGUCCGACCUGGCAGUCGCUACCCCGUAACCCGACGUACCCCCAGCCCCGUGAAGCCGGCUCUGGAUCGGACAGAGCCCCUCAGCACCGUCCGGCCCUACGGUCUGACCCCUCCCACCAUCCUCAAAUCUUCCAGCCUCUCCAUCCCACACGAGCCCAAGGAGGUGCGCUUUGUGGUGAGGAGCGUGAGCGCCCGGAGCCGCUCCCCAUCCCCGUCCCCCUCUCCAGGGCCGCCCCUGCACACCCUCCACCCACCUCGGCCCUUCAUGCAGAAACCCCUCCACCUGUGGAACAAGUACGACGUCGGGGACUGGCUGGAAAGCAUCAAUUUGGUGGAGCACCGAGACAAGUUUGAGGACCAUGAAAUAGAGGGCACGCACCUGCCCGCCCUCACCAAGGAGGACUUUGUGGAGUUGGGGGUGACCCGGGUCGGGCACCGGAUGAACAUUGAGCGGGCACUCAAGCAGCUGGUAGACAGCUGACCAUCCCAGGCAGCGCUGGCCUCUUCCAGAGCCACCGGGGGGGGGGGGAGGGGGGCAUUUCUACUAGACUAAUAAAACCCACUUUGAUUCUCUUUCUACUCUGAGCACUGCACUGAAGGGCGCGGAGCCGAGGGGCUCCCGCCCGCUCCCACACCGCCCCGGCGUGCCUCGCACACGCAGAUCCCCGCUCGGCCCCGCCAGCCCCGCGACGCCUUCGGGACAAGGAAUGUUGCAUGAAAUACAUCCUCGUUUCUGUUCCUCCCAGAGAGUCUGGCCUGUAUAUCGCUUGAUGUGCUCUUCCCCAGGGGCGUCGCUGGUGGCCGGAGGGGCCGAGGCACCACGUGCUGCCGAGCCCGGGCUCCCCGUGGUCGAAGGGCAACACCUGGUUGGGGUGGGGCGUGAGGCAGGGCCAGCGGUGCAGUGAGGGGCCGAGCCCCAGCUAGGGAGAGGGCUUCUGCUGCCGGCCAAGCGCCGGCCGCGCUGCCCAGGUGUGACAGGCAGGGAGGCGCCGGCCGGAGCGCGGCAGGGAGGUGAGCGGGCUGGGCGCGCGCCGCCGGCCAUACCUCGGGCAGGUCGGGGCGGCCGGCGGCGUGGAGACCUCGAGCUGCUCCCGGCCGGCCGGCGCGGUGGGAGCACGGCAGGGCAGGGGCUGCUGCAGGAGGCAGGCGGGGCCGGCACCGGCGCCGGCGCUCAGCCCGCGUUGGGUAGAGCAGGCAGGGAGCACCGCAGCUGCGGUGGUGGCCGCGGCCCCGCGCGGGCUGUCGCCACCGGGGUCGGAGGCGGCCGGCCGAGCCGGGUCGUCCCGCCGGCGCUCGGAGGGAAAGGGCUCCAGCGCGCAGAGGUCUCCGCGGAAGGGCAGCCCCAGCGCGGUGGCUGGGUGGACGCCUGCAGCGACGCCCAGACCUGCUCCCCCCCACGCAGAGCCGCCCCAGGGAGCAGCCAGCCUUGCCGUGCAAGCCAGAAGAGCGAUCCCCGUGCUAGAGACUAGCCCUGGACUCUGUGCUGCUGCUCUGCCUGUCGCCCUCGGGUGCCCUGGUGAGAGAGGGACUGAAACCGCAUGGAUAGAAGCAUGUUUGGGGAUGUCGGAGGGAGGCUGGUGGGGAAUCCAGCAGAAAACGCUUUGCCAACGUUCAAUGGGGGUGGGGGGAGGGAGGGCGAUGUUUUAUUUCCUCUUGGUUUGGGGUCUUGUUUCCAAGGGGGACACGUUGAUGGAUAAUAUUUAAUCUCCGUGCAUUUAUAUAGAGAGCAGCUGAUGAUCUACAAGAGAUGAUAUUGAACUACAGGAUUCCCACUCCGUCCUAGUCAUCCUUAUUUUGCAUCUUUUUAAUCAGCUAUAUAUUUGAAAAGAGAGAAUAUCUAUAUAUCUAUAUCUAUAGCUAUAGCCACCUGAUUUUGUUAUAAUUUUACUAAAUCUAUAUAUCUCUAGACUUGUUGAGAUGCUGGCGAGGCGGUGCCUGCACCCCUCCCCUGGGACGCCCAUGGCUCAUGGGAGUUUUUAGCGACUGACUGAAUGAAUGUUAAAGUCUUUUUAAAAAAAAAAAACACAAAAAACCCCCAACAGCUCCUUUCAGACACUCUGGAUUUUAAAGAUUUAGAAACACAAAACAAAACUUGGUUUUUGGGACACACCGAGUCUUCCACCCCCCGUCAGGCAGAGACGCACGGAGCUGGCGCUUCCACCACCCCGCAGAACCCGGCGCCUCUGGCAGGUGCCGGCCCCGCGGCAUCAGGUCCCCCUCCCGCCUCCGCUCCCGGGGAGCAAUCGCCACCGUCACACCCAGCGCUCGCACCGCGCCGCCACCGGCACGGCCCUGCGCGGGUGCCGCCGGCCCGGCGCGAGGGUCCCAGCGCGGCUGCUCCUCCGGAGCGGCCGUUGGGAGCAGGAGGAGGCUGGCGUGCGGGUCCAGCGGCCGGGCUGGCUCCCACCUCGCCGCUGGGGAGCCCAGGGGCUGGCGGUGCCGCGGCGGCACGGGCACGGGGGUGGCAGGGCUCGGCGGGAGCUGCUCCGUUGCCCAACGGCUUCAGGGGAGCCAGAGCGACCCAGGCCAGCGCCAGCGCUGGAGGAGGUGGCGUCCCUGUCCCCCAGCGUGGUGCCCGGGGCGAGCUCAGCCAGCCCGGGAGGGGAUGGCUUGGUGACCGGUGUUCCCAAAAAGCUGAGUACCCCACGAAGGCAUUAACUCUUCUGGUGCUAGAGGGAAGGACAAGGAGGUUCCUUCUGACCCUCACACAUCUCCGAACCUUUACAACCUUCAGCCAGGGAAAAGGCCCAGGCCCGGGGCAGGGAUGGCAGCCCCUCCGGCGCACCAGGCCCUCCCCGGGACGGAUCCUGACCUGCGCCGGCGCACCAGGCCCUCCCCGGGACGGAUCCUGACGCACCGUGGUGCCGUCCCCUUUUCCCUGAGCUCUUGCUGGGCACGUGCCCAAGCGGCUCCAUCCAGAGCUCUCCAGAAGCCGCUGGGCCCUGGGGAUUUGCAACCUCUCCCCCUCCCCGGGCACCAUCCCACUGCUCCCAGCCGGGGCAGGCGCCCGGGGAUGGCGCGAGGGGUUUCAGCAGGACCUGUGGGCAAACAGCCUGCACUCCGCACCCCAGGGUACCCCGGGCCUCACGCCCCAUAACCUGGUGAGCCAAGAGGCGCCUGAAUCGCGAUAGCAGCCAUGGCGUCUGCCCAAACCCACCGCCUGCUUUACCAGGUGUGCCAUCGCACCCCAUCAGGCGUCCCCCAGCCCCAUCUGUGCCAACGCUGCCGCUGUCCUGCGUGACCUGGAGCGGGACACCGCUACCGGGUCCUGCCCCUUCCGCCCUCCUGCCCCACGGUCGCAGCCUGGCCAUCACCCCUCCGCCGCCGUGCACCCUGCCCCUCUGCAUUUGCCCCGCUGGACCCCCUCACCACGCGCCCUCCCGCCUUCACCCCUCGAAUCCAUCCUACCGGCCCCUGCACGCCUCGGCCGCCGUCAGCAGCAUGUGCAGGCGCACACAGCCACCCAUCGCCCUGCGCCCCGGCUCAGCACCCCUCUGCCCUCCGUUGCCCCGGCUCCAGCUCCUUCACCUGCACAGGCAUUGCUUGGCACCCUCCGGUCGCAAGGGCUUGCUGGCACGCACCUGCACAGGCGGGGAUGGUCCCGCACCAGAGCCGCCCUGUGGCACCGGCACGGUUGUGCCUUGCCUGCCAGCACAGCCGCUGCCGCCGCUGCUCUCACAACCCCCGGCCCUGCGCUCACUCCCUCCUCCGCCUUCCAGAGCCCCCGAGCUCCAGCCGUUCCCCCACCUCGUCCCUCCGCCACCUCCCACGUGCUUUGCAGUGCCCGCACCCACGGUGCUCACAGGCACCCGGCCACGAACCAAACUUGCCACUGGUCCCCUGCGACUGGAGCUUGUCUCGCCCCUUUGGCCGGAGCUUGGCUUUCCAGGCUGGUGCUGCGGCUCCAGAUCCGUGCCUGGUGAAGCAGCACUGGCGCGUCCCGGGAGGUCGGCGAUCACGCAGCUCCUCUGCAUCCCUGUGGGGACGCUGCGUGCCAGGUCUGCUCCACGCAGCCCCCCCCAAGGAGGCCCCACUGCACACACGGACACGGGCACGUCCCCGGGUCAGUGUCGCACAGCCUCUUCCCCAAACCGUAGAGCAUCAGGAUUUCCCAGGAAUUUGGAUGUUUGUCCCUCACGCUGCUUUUACAAGGCUGGUCUGGAGGCUCCCGCUGAUGUGGAAAUGCUCGUUUGCAGCCCGCAUUGUGCCACGGGGGACCUGUCCCCGCUGGCUGGCUGGCUGGCUUUGGCCCCUGCUGCCACAUGCUUGCAGACCCCUGGCUGUCCCCGCUCGGGCUCCGUCCCCUGGGUCCCCUGGGGCCGGUCCUGCUGCUGUGGGCAUGGCGGGCACGGGCGGCCCCGCAGAGCAGCAUCCGCCGCAUUACGCUGGGUGUCCGCAUGCUGCGGCUUGGCCGAGCCUCUGCACUGCUGAUGGCUUGUCCCCAGCUGCGCAGCCCCCCGCCCCGCUUGGAGCCGCCAGCUGUCCGCAGCCCCUCCGCACGCCCCGGCCCUGCCAGCUCGGCCCACCGCUGCCCCUUUCACUUCUUCCCCUGCUGUGCUUCAUUCCCAUCUCACUGCUGGCUCCUUCCCCGCCUCACCCGCAGUUAACGCAGACCCCGGCAGCCCUCGGAGAACCCGGUGGCCCUUGGAGACCCCGGUGGUCCUCGUGCCCCAGCGCAGCCCCACGGCCCGCGGCCGGCAGAGCUGCCCCGUCUCCCCUCAGGGUGGUGGGCGGCUCUGCUGGGCGCUGCCCCCCGCGGAGCUGCCGCGGCCCCUCGGCACAGCCCUCCCUCCAGCCCCGCCGAGCCCCUCGGGGCGGCCGGCGGGCGCUGCUGGUGGAAGUGUGACAGUGUGUUAGCCUGAGUGCAGGCUGCUCGGCGGGGUGACGCCGGGCGAACCCAGGGUCUCUGCCCCUUCUGCAGCUGUUUCUGGGGCAACUGAGAGAGACCCGCCUGCACCCGCCUCUUGCCGCAAGAGGCCAGAAGUCUGCAGAGCGCAACUUUUCUGCAGAAAGUUCGGUCUGGGACCAGGAAAGCUGGACGCCUUCUUGCCAUUUCUGAGGAGCCCUCCUCCUCCCCCCCAGAAUUCCCCCCCACUGCCCCCGAUCCUCUUGUGAGGGCUGGAAAUGGUGGAUGCACCGCUCUGCCCUGGCGGAGCCGGCGGCCGCGCCGCCUUGCCGUGCACCCCAGCUUCCACCACGAAGCAGCUGCAGCCGUACCUGUGUUGGCAAACACUGCGUGAUCCCUCCCGCGGGACGGCAUCCACGGCCGUCGCUCCCAGGGACACCACGGCUCGUCCCAGUCAGGCGUAACACGAAAGAAGGCGACUUCCAACCACGCUGCUGCGCCAUCGCCCCAUCCCAGGGGCUGCCCGGGUCUGCCGCAAACCUGCUCCCCUGCCCCACCUUCCUCCUCCUCAUCGCCCUCCCUCCCUGAGCUGCGCCCUCCCUGUCCCCCCGCACCCCCCACAGACACACGCGCGCGGCAGAGCCGCACGAGCGUGGGCUCGGGGCUUUGGAGACAGCACCGUCCCCAGGCAGCACCAGGGCCACCGGGCGAACGUGCUUCGCGUCGGGGCGGCACCUGGGGCGCCGCGGGUGGUUCUGUGCCGGGAGCAGCCGUGGGGUGGUGCCGAGGCCCCUUCAGCUAACUUGCUUGUUCCUCCCCAGCCGCAGGCAGCCCGCUCCCACCCUGUGCCCGUCUGCGCCUCCCGAGCCCACCCAGCUGGGGCGGCAGCGAGGGCACUGGGUGGCCCCAUCCCACGCACCCCGCUGGCCUGUGCUUCGUGGUCCCACCGGCUCCCGGGGCCUCCACGUCCCGCGCUCCCCCAGCACCUGCAGCACCCGGCCGGGGUCAGGUCACUCGCCCCAGCGGCGCGGUGCCCGGCGGUGCCUUCACCGGGGCAGCCGGGUUCCCCGAGGGCAGCGGUCUUGUCCCAUGGCCACCCCCAGCAGAACCGUGACCCCUCCCCGCUAACGCAGCUGCUGCUACUUUACUUUUAUUUUCUCAGCUGAAGCAAAGAGGAUUUUCCCCAGGUGUAGAUAGCGCUUUCCUGACUUUGUAUCUAUUCUGGCUGCAUUGGCAUCUCCGCUACAAACAUCUCCAGACCCAGUGAGACAUUUCAUUUUGAAAAGCCAUCCAGGAGAAGGCAGAGCGGUAGCGGGCGAGGAACCGACCCCACGAGCCUGCGGUGCGGCCGGCAGCGAGCGCCGCACCCCUCGGCCGCGCCGUCCCGGUGGCGCCGGGACCGGCUGCGCGCGGCGGUUACUGUGAUUCUCAUGGCUUCUCAAUGACUUGGGUUAUCUUCUGUAAAAAGGGAAACACUUUUUUUUCUUUGCUUUAAAGGGUUUUGGGUUUUUUUUAAAGUUGUUGGUAUUUUUCCUUUGUCCAGACUAACGUCAUCAAUCCCUGUUCUCCAUCAGCUCCUGUCUGUAAUUCUGACUGUAAAAGAAGAGAAAACAAAACCCAAAGCACUUUGUUCCUGGUGGUGAAGAGCUUCGCCAGCCAAAACCACUGCCAAACAGCGACAAAGUGCGGCGCGGUUUUCUUUCUGUCCGCCCGUGGGCAGCCCUCACUGCCGCAUGCAUGUGUCACCCGCGGAGACACCCCCGCACGCCCCCGGGCGCGCGCUCACACCCACUGCAUGUGCAUAUACCGGCUCCCGCCCUCGCGCACACGCGUGCGUCCACCCGCGCGCGCGCGCGGCUCGAACAUCCACACUCUCUUGUUUCUUAUCCAGACGGACUCACCUGUGGGUUUUUGUUCUGUUCUUAAUUUUACAGGGUCAGUUUGACUUCACCCUUAUUUUGUAUGGAUUUUUGGAGGAGAUUUCUCCUUCUCCAGAGUCAUGGAGGUGUGGCCAUUCGCCUCCCGCCCUUGACGUUGUGAUACACAUACCCCACAGAGAUCUAUGUUUCUUAUAUUAUAUUAUUAUUAUUAUUAAUUAUUAUUAUUAUUAUUAUUAUGUAAUAAAUUUAUAAGAAAGCUC